This is a messenger RNA of Labrus bergylta (ballan wrasse), 5464 nucleotides long. RefSeq lists its product as uncharacterized. Lineage: Eukaryota; Metazoa; Chordata; Actinopteri; Labriformes; Labridae. The record is from RefSeq and is a predicted model, not a curated record.
GCUGGAGCAAUCCCAAACUGUGAGUCUAAAUGAAAUCUCAUCAUCCACUCUGGUAACAACUACUGAACUUGAGGAAACUCCACAUCAGGCUCCAGAUCAGAUGGUAAUAGACGAAGCUGAUCCCAGCCUGUCCAUCUCAUCUCUUACUGUUGAGUUGGAGUUGACACCUUUACAAAAUGGAUAUCAGGAAAUUGUCCUAGCAGACACUCAAACACAAACUCCAAAUGAAUCUGAAACAAAUCCCAAAGCAGAGGUUGAUAAACAAAUGCAAACAGUGAGUCAAGAUCAGAUCCUUCCUGUCCUGGAUAAAGCUUUGCCUCAAGGCACACAGGAAAAGGCUGAUCAAGAACCAUCUGAACAAGAACCAUCUAAACAAGAUCAAUCUCAACAAGAACGGUCCAAAAACUCGAUGGUUGAAAGCAAAGAGGGAGAGGAGAAGGUGGAGAACCUGUCUGAAAUGGAGACUCCAUCUGCUACAGAAGAGGAUCGGCCACAAUCAGAGCCCAAAAAGGUAUCACAGAUUUCAGAGUUACCUGUAAAUAUAAUGUCUGCUCAAGAGCUGGUGAAAGUGCGGAAAAGAAAAUCUACAAAGGCGUUUCUCUUUCAAGGAUAUAUGCAAGAACUGACUGGAUCCUUAUACAACGACGAUUUCCAAAUUGAUGCGGCCCCUGCCAAACGGCAAAGACGAAAAAAGUCUCAUCUUGUUGUUAAAUUUGUCCCACAAAGCAAAGAGAAAAAGAUCAAGAAACAGAAAAAGCCAUCACAGCCGCAUCGUUCUACACAGGAAGAAGUGUUAAGGAGUAUAUCACCAACCGUACAUCUCUCAAAGAAAAAAGUAUCCUCACAAAAGAAGGCGAGAAAGGGUAAGAAAGGCAAGAUAGGGGGACAUUUGGUUUCUACAGCUGAAAUAAAGUCACCUUCAUCAAUCAAAGACCCACAGGUUCAACAAAAUAAAGAGGAUACAAGAAAAAAGAAAAGGAAAAAAGAAGUAGCCACAAAGCAUGUAAAUAACAUAGGUGAUCAAAAUACUAUUGCCUCAACAGUUUCUAAGAAAAAACAGGUAAAAAUGAUGCAAAGAGAUCAGCCCAAGAUUGCAAAGGGGGGCAAGGGGAAAAGAAAUUUGGCAGCUAAGCAAAUAGACAAGACAAAAACAAGCGCAACUUCAGCAGACAUAACAGAUCCACUCAUAAUGGAAGACUCUCUUCUUUUACUGAAAGGUCAUAAACAGCCCCAGUUGAAAGUAUACAAGUUAGACCCUUCUAAAGCAUCCAGCAACAAAAAGGAGGAUCUACCUAAUGAGUCCCAAAAAAUGUCCUCACAGAGUAAAAACAACAAUCUGAAACAUCCAGCAAGUGAGUCUACAAUUUAUCCCACAUCAGAGGUUAAGAAAAAGGGAGGGAGAGUCAAAAAGAACCAGAAAGCCCUUUCAUUGUUGUCCUCAUUAAAGGUUUCCCGUGAACCACUUGAGACAGUGCCAAACAAGUCAAAGACCACCAGGAAACGUAAAGCCUCUCCGAAAGUGGAAACUGAAGGAGUAAUAACUUCUUCUCAUACAAAGCCCGCCUUAGAGUGCAAGGACUGUGGGGAAAGAUUCAGUGAUGUCUCGUCCCUUCAGAAGCACAAGACCAUGGUUCAUGUCAUAGAGAGCCCUGGUCUUACUUACACCAAUGGCAACAUAUUUGAAGGCGUCUCCAGGUUGGAUCUUUACCAGCUUCCAAUACAGCACAAUAAGGCUCUUGGGUUGAUGAAUGCUGCUACAGGAUGGGAUACUGAGCCUGAGAUGGGAGAGAUUGCAUUAGAAGAUAGAGAGCGAAACGUCUCUUUUCCAGCUUUGAUUCCGUCGCCUUCUUUACCUGUUCCACCCUCAGAUGUUGAAAUAAGGGCUUACGAAGAUAAAGAUGGGACUAAAAUAGAACCAGAUAUCCAGUCACCAUAUGAUCAAAUAAUAAAUAGUGAUACCCAUCCCAAUAUCCCACCUGAAUCAUCUUUAAGUGCUUCUACUCUGACACAGAGUUCAGAAACAGGAAAGCCUUUGGCGUCAGAUGAGGGUAAGCAAGAAGUUACCCUAAAGAAAAGCUUAGAACCUGAUGGCCAUGGAACUUUGGAUGAAAAUAUCAAGAAGGAUUUACUUUUUGAGGAAGAUUUAGUUACCUUAGGGGAAAAUGAUGAGAGAGAUGACUCAGCUUCCAUCAAAGACACAGUUUGCCGAAGUGAAUCAAAUGGUUCCUGCAACUCUGAGGUUAGAAGCACGAACAGACAUUUUGGGCAGGCUACUAAUGAAGCGUCUGAAAAACCUCAAACUUGUCAGACUGUGUCAUGCUCCACCCAUCAAGGGGAAAUCAAAAAAGAGGAGGAAGAAGUAUUAGUCCAGAAGAAAAAAGGAGUGAAAGGGAUUGUUGUGAGGAAUGCUUCAAAAAGUAGGGGAAGAGGAAAAGGGGGUCUUAAAGGGGAUGUGGUCUCGAAGAGAGUUUUUGCUGGAGAUGCUGUCAGAGAAUCAGAGUCAAAAAAAGAACAGGGUGAAUGUCAGGUAGUUUACGAAACCCAGCCUAUCACCUCUGAUUCAGAAAUAACUGAAGAAGGUGGGACCAAUCCCGAAUUUAAGGAAGACAAUGCUACUACAUCUGCCAUGUCUUUGAUAUCCAUGCCCUGCACAUCAGAGGAAUCUCCUAAUGGGCCAGAGUCGGUUCCGACAAGAAUAGAGGGGAUAAUGAAUGAAAAGGAAAUGCACGAAGGAGAGGAAUGCGGCAGAGACAGCUCUCCAGGUAUCAUACUUGAGAAGGUUGUCACCUCUACACCAAAAGGGACUGCUGACAAGGAGCCAUACCUGAUGACAGCAAGAAACAGCCAAAGAAAGGUUUUGGACAGGUUGGCUGAGAAUGAAGUACAGGUCUUUGGGAGCCAGGAGAUCAAGGUUGAAGAGAUUAUUUCAGAUCCCUCACUGGCAGGAUCGGUCUGCCAAAACAGACAGAGUGCAAGUAUGCAACCCCAGCAUCACUUUGAUAUAAGGACCGUCCUGGUGAAAGAGGAGUGCAGCCUUGUACUGAAUGAGACUCAGGCCGCACAGGGCAGCAGCAGCAUCUGUUGGAAUGUGGAGCCAGUCAGUGUUGUAAACACCUCCAGUCCUGUAAUGAAUAGAGGGGAAACAAGAGAUGGUCACGUCACCCCUGAGUUCAGCACCAACCAGUGUAUCUUCUACCCAGUGAAGGAAGAGGAGAGGGAGGUUCUUGUGGGUGCUGCUCAGACCAACAAUGAAGAUUUAUCUACAGGGUCGUCCAGUGAAACCCAGCAGACAGAACUUCAAGCAACAGAUGGAGGGCGCCAUUCUGCACCAGACCACCAGAAAAAGAGAGUUAGACAUCUGUUGUCAGAUACUCGAGAGAGUGACUUUGCAGAUGGACAAGCUGAGACAGACGCUGAAUGGCAGCAUACUCCAGACGUCCAGGACUUUCUCCUCCAGAGCUCCGAUGAGGAGGAUACGGUUGGAUUUGAACUGGCUGACCCUCAGCUUGACUCAGAGGCAGAAGUGAUGUCCUAUUUCAACAAGAACCACACAAACAGCGCACAGCGGCCAGAUGAAACAUCAAAAAAUUUUCCAGAUUCAGAGGUCCAUUCUCAGGCACAUAAAGAGGGAGAAAGGACCAGAAGGCCCAUUGAUUACUUUUCCAAGUAUUUUGGUUGGGAAACCUGGGUAGAAAUUGCAAAUUGCACAAAUAAACUUUCCAACACGACCAAUCCUGUUACAGCCAGAGCGGUUGCACAGUUUGUUGGGAUCCACAUUGCGAUGGGAACUUUAAAGUUUCCCAGUCUGAGGCUCUACUGGGAGGACUUGACAAAGGUGCCCUUGAUUGCUGAAGCGAUGCCCCUUUCUCGUUUCCUUGAGCUGUCUCGUAUGUUGAAGCUUGCUUCUCCUGAAAGGGAUCCACUUGACAGAAGUGUUCAACAAAGAACACAUGAUAGUGAUUUACAUCACAGUAAAACACUCUCAAGCAAGCAAAGUGAUAUUUGUCCAUCCAGUGAUGAUCAGAGGCAAGUUCACACACCAAAUGACUCUAACGGUUCUAAAACCCAAACUGAUCCCCUGGGGAAAGUGCAGCCAAUACUUUGUCGAUUUAUAGCUGGGUGCCAGUCUUUGAGACAUGAUGGCGGGUAUGCAGUUGACCAAUAUCCAUUACCUUUGACUGGGAAGAAGCACAAUAAGAAACUCUCUCUCCACUGCACUACAUUAGUUGGAUUCAGUGGUUUGCUCUUACAUGUGGAUCUUAAAUUGGGUCCGUCUGGCAAAGAAGAUGCUGUUGAAAAAAUGGUUCCAAAAGGCAGUACGGUGUUUCUUUGCAAACAGGAACUCUCCACCCCUGCCAUGCUGGAGCGUCUGUUAGUUGCUGGGGUACAUGGUGCAGGCAGGGUGGGAGGGGCCCGAGGACAGAUUGGAGAUGAGUUUGUGAGCUCAGAUGGGAAGCUGAUGUUGCGUAGAUCACACUGCGGCUUCAUACUUUCUACUGCGGGGAAUGGCCAAAGGAACAUGGCUUCUCUCAUUGACAACUUUGAGAAGGCCCAGAUGUCGACUCAUCUCAACAGAGACCUACUGAAGCUUUACUCCAUCCCCCUCACUGCCUCAGCUUCAACCUGCUGGCCUCAAGCUGUGCUCUGGUACCUGACAGAUAUGGCUUUGGUCAACUCCUGGCUCCUUUACAGACAGGAUCACAUGGCGGCCUCUGCACCUUUGUCUUUCAUGGCCUUUAGGUUGGAGGUGUCCAAGGAUUUCAUCCUAUCUAGCGACUCUGAUACCCAGGAUUCAGUUCCUCCUCAACCCCCUGUAGAGAAAGUCCAUGCAACACAUGAAACCCCAAAUCUUGGCCUGGUGGAAGAAAAUCCUCUCCCAGAUGCAGCCACGCGGUACGACGGUUCAGGCCACUGGCCAGAGCAACUUGUUGAGGGAGAAGGGGGAAGAUGUCGUUACGGGGACUGUCAGAGAACAUCUCGAGUGCUAUGCCUUAAGUGCUGUGUAUUUCUUUGUAUCUCGCGAAACCACAACUGCUUUUUGAAUUUUCAUAGUCAAGAGGGGUUGGGAGAAAAGUAGUUUCAACAGCUGUGCUUUUGGUGUACAAAAACCCAGUGUAUCAAAAAAUGGUAUUACCUUUUAUGUCUUUAAAACUUUUCCACAAUGCCUUUCACUGUCCUUGUCAUUGUAUUGAUGAAUAAUUGUGCUGCAGUUUCAAAAAACAUGCUUUGUUCUGUGAGCAUGUUUAAGGAAAUCAAAAGGAAAUGUGAAAAAAUGGCUCAUAACCAUGAAUUUUGAGCUGCGGAAAUGGUGUAAUUUAAGUAUUUGAUUUUGCAAUGACCAUGUUUUUUGUGUUACUGAACUGACCUCAUUUGCAUUUCAUACUGAGCUUUUCAUUUGGCUCUAUGAAUUGAAAACGUAAUUUAUGUGAUUUAAACAAAACAAUAAAAUACUUUGAAAAAUGAA